UGGAGGGCGCACUUUGGCUAUGAGCGGCCGCCAUCAUUGUUGUCCUUCCUUCAGUCUUUCACUAACGCUCAGGAGCUGAACGGCAGAAAACUCUGACUGCAUGUCUCUAAACAUUUCAUCCCCGAGUCUUCUGCACCGCUCACUGAAUGCCGAUUAACAGGUAUGCCAAAGGAAAAAUAUGACCCCCCGGAUCCUCGCAGGUUGUAUACCAUCAUGUCAGCGGAGGAAGCAGCCAGUGGGAAAAAGUCACACUGGGCAGAGCUGGAGAUCUCCGGGCGGGUAAAGAGUUUGAGCAGCUCGCUGUGGUCUCUUACACACCUGACCGCGCUGCAUCUUAACGACAACAGCCUUAGCCGCAUUCCACCCGAAAUCGCCAAGCUCCAGCACCUGGUCUACCUGAACCUGUCCUCCAACAAACUGCGCAGCCUGCCGGCAGAGCUCGGAAACAUGGUGUCUCUCAGGGAAUUGCUUUUAAAUAACAAUCUUUUACGGGUUCUACCUUAUGAACUUGGGCGGCUGUUCCAGUUACAGACCCUAGGUUUGAAAGGAAAUCCUUUAUCACAAGAUAUCCUCAAACUCUACCAGGAACCGGAUGGAACCAGAAAGCUUCUCAAUUACAUGCUUGACAAUCUGGCAGUACACCCUGAGCAGCUUCCUCCCAGACCGUGGCUUACUCUGAAAGAACGAGACCAAAUGAUCCCCACAGCCGUGUUCACGGUCAUGUGUUACAACGUGCUGUGCGACAAGUACGCCACCAGACAGCUGUACGGGUACUGCCCGUCGUGGGCGCUCAACUGGGAGUACAGGAAGAAGGGAAUCAUGGAGGAGAUCGCCAACUGCGACGCCGACAUCAUCAGUCUUCAGGAAGUUGAAACCGAGCAAUACUACUCCCUUUUCCUCCAGACGCUAAAAGACCGUGGGUAUGAUGGCUAUUUCUGUCCAAAGUCUCGCGCCAAAUUAGUGUCUGAGCAGGAAAGGAAGCAUGUGGACGGAUGCGCAAUAUUCUUCAAGACCGAAAAAUUUACACUUGUGCAGAAACACACAGUCGAGUUCAACCAAGUAGCCAUGGCGAACUGUGAGGGGUCGGAGGUCAUGCUGAAUCGAGUGAUGACGAAAGACAACAUUGGAGUUGCUGUGCUGUUGGAGGUCAACAAAGACCUCUUCUCUGGCGGGACGAAGCCCUGUCAGGAGAAGCAGCUCCUCCUGGUGGCCAAUGCGCACAUGCACUGGGAUCCCGAGUACUCGGACGUGAAGCUGAUCCAGACCAUGAUGUUCAUAUCAGAGCUGAAGAGCAUCGCAGAGAAGGCCGCCGGGUCCGAAGGCUCCAACUCGCCCACAGCAGACCCCGUUUCCAUCCCCAUCGUCCUGUGUGCAGAUCUCAACUCCCUGCCCGACUCAGGCGUGGUUGAGUAUCUGAGCAACGGUGGAGUGGCGGAAAACCACAAGGACUUCAAAGAGCUGCGGUACAGUGAAUGCCUGACCAACUUCAGCUGCAACGGGAAGCACGGGAGCUCGGAGGGCAGCAUCACGCACGGCUUCCAGCUGAAGAGCGCUUACGAGAACAACACCAUGCCUUACACCAACUACACCUACGACUUCAAGGGUGUGAUCGACUACAUCUUCUAUUCCAAAACUCACAUGAGCGUUCUGGGGGUGCUGGGGCCCCUGGAAACGCAGUGGCUGGCAGACAACAGCAUCACGGGCUGCCCCCACCCCCACAUCCCCUCCGACCACUUCUCCCUGCUCGCCCAGCUGGAGCUGCACCCACCCAUGCCCGCCCUCAAUGGGCUGCACCUGCCCGUCCACAGGUAGUGCAGCCCCGCCCCCAGCCCCGCUCCCAGAGGACAUGCACAGCUGUAGAGUCACGCCCUAGACACCUAGGAGUGAAGUAUGGUUUUCAUACUGACUGACUUUCCCCCAAGCUGCUCCUUUUUUAACGUUUGCACAUGGAUUUUAUUCUUUUCCUCUUGAAAGGCUUGAUACCAAAUUAGGGUUGGGAUUCUCGUUUUCGUUAAUCUUACCGGAGACUUGCUGCUUUGAGGUUUAAGAAGUAAUAAUUGUCUGACUUGAAGAUGUUCACCUGGAAUAUCAGUGUUUAUCCUCAAACACUACUGGUGCUUGACUGCGAGAGCUUUAAAUUGAUAUUGACCUUUUUACCCAGCCUUGCCUUUCAGCUGUGCUGGCCAAUAGUACCCUCAGAUAAGUGUGGCACCUUGAUCUUUAACACUAUUACGUGCACACUGACAUCUUGAGAAACUACCUGAAAUGUCUCCUUGCAUGUGGUCAGUAAGGAUUUAUAAUUGGUGUAUGUGGAAAAAUUAGGUAAUGAAACAGGAUCCCAGCCCUACUCUCAGAGAAAAAAACCCAUUUGAUGUCCUCAUGUUGCUGUAUCUUUACUAUGCAUUUUCUUACAUUGGUUUGAUUUGCUUGCAAGCAGUGUUCUCAUGAAUCAGAGCAGUGCUCCCACAAAUCAGAAGAGUGCUCUCACAAAUCAGAGCAGUAUUCUGCUUUCAGAUGACGUUGCUGCAGUUUCUGGGAAACCAUGAAGCUGUUGGUAAUAUCAGGCCUUUGCAGAUCAACACAUUCAGGUGAAUUUAUGUAGUGUCUGUUUAUUUAAAAUGUUCACAUUCAGAUACCAAAUACAGUGUUUAUCUCUGUCAUAUCUUUGUAACAACUCAAAAGCUUGUGUCCUGCUGUCAGUAAGGAGUUCCUUUACUAGCACCUCCCCUUGUACUUGCUAACAGGUAAUAUUAGUCUGUACUUAACCUCCUGUGCCUCCACAGUACAGUGAACACUGUUACUGUUGCGAGCUGUGGGGCAUAUUUAAAGAAAUUAAUACUGAACUCAGCAGUACUUUUGGCUGAAAUAUUUAAAAUUAUUUGGACACAUUUAGGAAAAUUUCCAAACGAGCUUUUGAGUUUUCUGUUCAAAAACUCCAACCCCUUUGCACAGAUAAGCAAAUACAUUGGACAUAUGCAGUAGCUCAUCUUUGUAACAAUGAAAUAAGGAUUUUUACGGAGCUGUGAUGGUAACCUAAAGCAUGUUUAAUAUGCAGGUCAUGCACUAAAUGCCCUGCAUAAGCCUUAGUGAAAUUGUCACCCCUCAGUUGAACAUAAAUAACAAGUCCUAAUAGGUCAAAAAUUUUACAUGUGGUUCUGUUUGGCAUAUAGUUAAGUGUUUUUAAAAUGCUCAGAAUGCUUGUUUUUCUUGGCACUCAUGAAUGAAGCCAUUACAUUAAAGCACAUUUUUUCUUUUUUUUUGGUAUAUAGUUAUACCUUAUACCUUUUAGGUGAAACUUACACCCCAUAGUGUGUGAUUGUAGUUGUUGUUUAUGUGUGAAUCACUGCUUGCACGAUUUGUCCUGGUGAUGCAGUCUCGGCUUCCUUUGCACUUGAGGGUGAUGCUAACUGAAACGCCUCUAAUUUCAACAGCUGCCGUCUGGCACCAGCACGAGACAUGAGGCCCAUACUUCACUCCCAGCACUUUGUGAAUUCUGUUUGUAUAAAUCGGAGGUAGGACCUCACCUACGAUGAUUGUAUUUUAGCGAAAGAGAUGCCCGUUCUGUCCGUUUUGCAGCAGGAGGUCCGUUGGGGGGGCAGGGGGAUGCUCCACUGUCUGCUUCAGGUUCCCUUUUCUUUGACACGGAUGUUAACAGUGGUACACACAGGGUUUCCUCUCCAGGCGAGUACCACAGUGUAGGCAGUUAUCUUUGAGGCUGUCAGCCUAAGUCCUUCGGCUUUGUCACGAGAAAAGGCAAUCCGAGCAGCGGGUAAAGCCGAUUUUUAACUGUUUUAUGUUUUUCCUUUCUUUUCUGUUCCCUUUUUCUUCAAGGGAUACAUUUUUGUACGUAAAUGUAUGGAAAUUGUAUGAUACAGUAUUAAACGUUGGUGUUGAGUGUGUUCCAUAUUUGGGGGGGGGAGGAAAUCAUGCUGAUUUUAAAGGUUUUCCUCUGUGAAUAUUUUUCGCUGUGGUGACUGCUGCAUUAGUUGCUCAACUGACAGACAGUUGAAGAAAUUACACUCAAGCAAAAGCUUUCAAAUGCAAAUCCAAGAUCCACCCAUUUCCAGCUGCAUUUCAAGUGACUCUUUGAUUUUUCCCUGUGUCGUCAAAUCCUACAAAGUCACUUGGGUCAUGAACACCAUGGAAAGGCAACAUUUCUAUAUUUGUAUUUAAUAAAAAUUGUUUUUAAGAGCAUACUCUUCCAUUUUUAUAAGACCGUGCCUAGUUUUUACAGUCUCUCCAGCAGCAUCACUGCCUGCCGCUCCCCAGAGGGUCAGGGACCUGUCCAAAUCCAAACCUCCUCCAUCUCUGCUGGGAUACUCUUUAACUGGUUUAUUUAAAAGGUCCUUAGCUGAACACGUCCUGAUGGACAGGUCAUCGGCAAACGGCCGUCAGUCCAUUUGCAACCCCUCUUUCCGGUUUUCACCUCAUGCCACCUGUGGCUUGUAGUGAUACUGCAUGGUUUUGUGCAACAUAUCACUUUUCAUGUUGAAUAGAUGGUGUGUGGCUAUUGGGCGAACUCUUUCAUGAUGGUGACACACAACUUCUACGUUGCCAUUUUAAAUUUAGAUGGUUGUUAGUAUCCUUCAAGGUCAAUGGCGACUAGUAAUGACUUAUCUGAAGAUGAGGCAGAUUAUAUAAAAUGACAAGCUCCCCAAACUGAUUGACAAGUCAGAAAAGAUUGUUAAAUUAAUCAAGCUACAUCUGACAUUUAGUUUUGUCAGAGAAGCCAAAAAACCCAACCGCCCCC
Megalops cyprinoides (Indo-Pacific tarpon) is the source of this 4750-nucleotide messenger RNA. RefSeq names its product CCR4-NOT transcription complex, subunit 6-like (gene cnot6l). The transcript has 12 exons. NCBI's taxonomy places the organism in Eukaryota, Metazoa, Chordata, Actinopteri, Elopiformes, Megalopidae. Bases 163 to 1812 code for a protein of 549 amino acids. The record is from RefSeq and is a predicted model, not a curated record. Gene Ontology annotation, molecular function: poly(A)-specific ribonuclease activity; protein binding. Gene Ontology annotation, biological process: nuclear-transcribed mRNA poly(A) tail shortening. Gene Ontology annotation, cellular component: cytoplasm; nucleus; CCR4-NOT complex.